Molecule: messenger RNA, 3238 nt
Organism: Arabidopsis arenosa
Lineage: Eukaryota; Viridiplantae; Streptophyta; Magnoliopsida; Brassicales; Brassicaceae
Source: the annotation of a GenBank genome assembly
GUAGAUUCGGAAAGCAGAUUGACAUGGCAGCUCAAGGGGAUUAUGGAGUUUCGAAUCAACUAGCAGGUAGUGAUCCAUACGAAGAAGCGCUGGGUGUGUUGUCAUCGUUGAUCCUAAGACGCACCAGAGGAGAGUUCAAUUUGAUGUUUGAUUAUGUCAAGAUUCUUGGCCUGGAAGAAGACCUUUCAAAGAUGAACAUUAUCCAUGUAGCUGGAACCAAAGGCAAGGGAUCCACAUGCGCCUUUACGGAGUCUAUUUUACGAAACUAUGGCUUCCGAACUGGACUCUUAACUUCACCUCAUCUCAUUGAUGUCCGUGAAAGAUUUCGCUUGGAUGGUGUGGACAUAAGUGUGGAGAAAUUCUUGGCUUAUUUCUGGUGGUGCUAUAAACGGUUUCAGGAAGGAACUAAUGAUGAGACACAGAUGCCUUCAUAUUUCCACUUCCUUACUAUGCUAGGUUUUAAAAUAUUUGCAGGAGAGAAGGUAGAUGUUGCUAUUGUGGAGGUAGGCUUAGGUGGGAAGUAUGAUUCCACCAAUGUGGUUCAGAAACCUGUGGUGUGUGGUUUUUCUUCUCUUGGAUAUGACCACGUUGAGUUUCUAGGAGAUACACUCGACAAAAUUGCUGGUAUGAAGGCAGGAAUUUUUAAGCUCGGAGUUCCAGCGUUUACUGUCCCCCAACCCAAUGAAGCUAUGCGUGUCCUUGAAGAAAAAGCUUCUGAGUUAGACGUGAAUCUCAAUGUGGUACAACCAUUAAACAAAAGGCUCUUAGGUGGCCAGAAACUUAGUCUUGCUGGGGAGCAUCAGUAUCUCAAUGCUGGUCUAGCUGUCUCACUAGCUUAUACCUGGCUUCAGCAAAGUAGUAAUCUUGAAAUACCCAGUCUGAAUCAGAUGACAACACUGCCUGAGCCAUUCAUCAAAGGGUUAGCUACAGCCAGUUUGCAAGGACGAGCACAAGUCAUCCGCGAUCCAUAUAUUGAACAUGUGGCUCCAGGAAAUCUAGUAUUUUAUCUCGACGGAGCUCACAGUCCAGAAAGCAUGGAAGCAUGCGCUAAAUGGUUUUCUCUUGCUGUAAUGGGAGAUGGACAGUCAGAAAGUAUGAAAUCUUUGGUUAGCGGAUCCCCUCGUGCUUAUGAGGAAAGAAAGCUUGAGAAAUGGUCUGGAGAAUCAUGCCAACAAAUAUUGCUAUUCAAUUGUAUGUCGGUUCGGGACCCGCAUCUGCUUUUCCCACAUCUAAGGAAUACAUGUGCUAAGUACGGUGUUGAAUUCAAGAAAGCCUUGUUUGUGCCAAACAUGUCGAUAUCUCACAAGGUUGGUAGAAAUGCUUUGCUAGAGAAUAAUGAUUCAUCGGUUGAUUUGUCCUGGCAGUACACACUCCAGGAAGUGUGGGAAAGCCUUGUUGGGGAAGAAAAUGGAGGAAAGAAAACACAUUUGAAUGAUGGAAUGAGUGAGGUGUUUUUGUCUCUACCACUGGCAAUCAAGUGGCUCAGGGACAGUGUCAUCAAUCAGAGUUGUUCACCCACUCGAAUCCAGAAAAAUCUGUUGGGAGAGCAGAUUGACAUGGCAGCUCAAGGUGAUUAUGGAGCGUCGAAGCAAAACGCAGGUGGUGAUUUGUACCAAGAAGCUCUUGUUGCUUUGUCAUCGCUGACCAUGAAGCGCGACAAAGGAGAGCAAUUCGAGUUUGUGCUUGAUUAUCUGAAGAUACUUGACCUGGAAGAAGACAUUGCAAAGCUGAAAGUUAUCCAUGUCACCGGAACCAAAGGCAAGGGAUCCACAUGCACCUUUACAGAGUCUAUUUUGCGAAACUAUGGCUUCCGAACUGGACUCUUAACUUCUCCUCACCUCAUUGAUGUCCGUGAAAGAUUUCGCUUGGAUGGUGUUGACAUAAGUGAGGAAAAAUUCUUGGCUUAUUUCUGGUGGUGCUAUAAUAGGCUGAAGGAGGGAACUAAUGAGGAGACUACAAUGCCUUCAUAUUUCCGCUUCCUUACUUUGUUAGGCUUCAAAAUAUUUUCUGCAGAGGAGGUAGAUGUUGUUAUCUUGGAGGUGGGCCUAGGUGGGAGGAUUGAUUUCACCAAUGUGGUUAAGAAACCUGUGGUAUGCGGGUUUUCAUCUCUUGGAUAUGACCACAUGGAAAUUCUGGGAGAUACGCUCGCGAAAAUUGCCGGUGAGAAGGCAGGAAUUUUCAAGCUUGGAGUUCCAGCUUUCACGGUGCCCCAACUCAAUGAAGCAAUGUGUGUCCUUGAAGAGAAAGCUUCUGCGUUAGAUGUGAAUCUCAAAGUGGUACAGCCGCUAAACAAAAGGCUUUUAGAUGGUCAGAAACUCGGUCUUGACGGGGAACAUCAGUAUCUCAAUGCUGGUCUAGCAGUCUCACUAGCCUAUACCUGGCUUCAGCAAAGUGGUAACCUUGAAAUACCCAGUCUGAAUCAGAUGACAACACUGCCUGAGCCGUUUAUCAAAGGGUUAGUUACAGCCCGUUUGCAAGGACGGGCACAAGUCAUUCCCGAUCCAUAUAUCGAACAUGCAGCUCCAGGGAAUCUAGUAUUUUAUCUUGAUGGAGCUCACACUCCCGAAAGCAUUGAAGCAUGUGUUAAAUGGUUUUCUCUUGCUGUAAAGGAAAAUGGACAGUCUGAGAGUUUGGAAUAUUUUGUUAAAGGACCUUCUCAAGAUUGUGAGGAGAGAAAGCCUGGAGAAACCUGCCACCGGAUAUUGCUAUUCAAUUGUAUGUCGGUUCGAGACCCGCAUCUGAUUUUCUCACAUCUAAGAAAUGCAAGUGCUAAAUACGGUGUUGAUUUCAAGAAAGCCUUGUUUGUGCCGUACAUGUCGAUGUCUCACACCGUUGGUAUGAAUGCUUUGCUAGAGAAGAAUGAUGAUUCAUCGGUUGAUUUGUCGUGGCAGUACAAACUCCAGGAAGUGUGGGAAAGCCUUGUUGGGGAAGAAGAAGAAGAUGGAGGUGAAAAGAGUGAGGUGAUUUCGUCUCUGCCAUUGGCAAUCAAGUGGCUUAGGGACAUUGUGGUUGAUCAAAAUAGUUCAUCAACACGAUUCCAGGUUCUGGUAACAGGUUCGUUACAACUUGUGGGUGAUGUACUCAAAUUAGUCACAAAAUGAGGCAGGAAUGAAAUAUUCACAUCAGGUGUGUACUCUCUCAGUUUCUCUCUGUUUCUAAUGUGCCAAAAAACUCUGUUCGUUGUAAUCGAAUAAUAACUAAAGAAAUUGAAUAUGCUGAAUAAAUUGAAACAUUUUUU